AUGCACUCUCACCCCACAGUGCAAUUCAUGGAACCACUGGUGACUGACAUCAUUGAAAUGGACAUCGAUGACGGUGGUCAAGCACAAUCGUCGACAAGCUUGACAGAUCCGUGGAUGGGAGAGGAAUGGCCGAUGUUCGAUGACUUGUAUCUUGGGCCGGACGAUGAGGUGGAGUACGAAUCCAUGCCCCCGCACAUCAGUCAGGAGCUAUAUCUCGGCCUGGAAGACAACUUUGAUGGUGGGAUUGGUGUGCCCGAGCCAUCCCACCAUGCAAGCAGUGAUCCCCCAGGCCAAGCCAUCAGUCCGGCACUGUACCUUGGGCCAGAAGAGAUGUCCAAUGAACCCAUGGAAUAUUUGAAUCCACCCAAUGCUGACUGCCUUCUGGCACCUCCGGCACUCGACAACGAGGAGCUCCAAGCUAUGGUUCGGGAGUUCCGGCCUUUUGGGUCAUAUCAUGACGUCGGAUGUAAAAUCUUGAAGCCCGACUGGCCAACUUCACAACUACUCAUGGAAACCUUCCUGACCCAGACAUCCGACAAGCUGGCACAGGCCGAUCAGGAGCUUCAAAGGAUGCAGAGGGCCGAGCGGGCGAGCAUCGAAAUGCUCAAAGUAGUAGAUUCACUGAUUCAACGGUUCGAGACCCAAAUUCACCAGGGUCAAACAUCCUGGUCGUCAGCAGUCGAUCAUCGGUCGUUGGCAAUUUGGCGUUUGGCCCUAUGCAGAUUGACUGCCGAGGACCAAGGACCUCCAACCGAAUACCAAUGGCCGAUUGCCGACAACCGAGUGCCAAUGGCCAAGUACCGACGGCCGAUUGCCGACAACCAACUAUCGACUGCCAACGACCAGACAUCGGCAGUUGAUCAUCGGUCAUCGGCAAUCGGCCGUCGGCCCUCGGUAAUCGGUAAUCGGCCAUUGGUAUUUGGUUGGAAGUCCUUUGUCCUUGGCAGUUGA
Molecule: messenger RNA, 951 nt
Organism: Suillus paluster
Lineage: Eukaryota; Fungi; Basidiomycota; Agaricomycetes; Boletales; Suillaceae
Exons: 6
Coding region: 1-951 (316 amino acids)
Source: RefSeq, a predicted model, not a curated record